Mustela erminea (ermine) is the source of this 854-nucleotide messenger RNA. Its product is annotated as C-C motif chemokine 8-like. Gene Ontology annotation, biological process: inflammatory response; G protein-coupled receptor signaling pathway; positive regulation of ERK1 and ERK2 cascade. The transcript has 3 exons. Gene Ontology annotation, molecular function: chemokine activity; CCR chemokine receptor binding. The record is from RefSeq and is a predicted model, not a curated record. Lineage: Eukaryota; Metazoa; Chordata; Mammalia; Carnivora; Mustelidae. The coding region runs from base 88 to 420 and encodes 110 amino acids. Gene Ontology annotation, cellular component: extracellular region.
GGCCCAAGGAGCUAGAGGAGCAGAGAGGCUGAGACCAACCCAGAAACCUCCAGCGCUCACAACGCAAGCUCCCUGCUCCCCACCGACAUGAAGGUCUCCGCCACACUUCUGUGCCUGCUGCUCACGGCCGCCGCCUUCGGCAUCCAGGUGCUCGCCCAGCCAGGUUCAGUUUCCAUCCCGAUUACCUGCUGCUUCAAUGUGGUCAAAAGGAAGGUCCCCCUGCAGAAACUGGAGAGCUACACGAGGGUCACCAACAGCCAGUGUCCCCAGGAAGCUGUGAUCUUCAAGACCAAAGCUUCCAAGGAGAUCUGUGCUGACCCCCAGCUGAAAUGGGUCCGGGAUAACAUGAAGCACCUGGACCAAAAGUCCUCAACCCAGAAGCCUUGUACCUUUGCACCUGGACCGAGAGACAGAGCCUGAAGAAAAUCUUAUUUAUUUUCCCCCAACCCUCCCCAAGGGCAGAGCGAUCUUAUUUUAUUACAAUGUACAACAAGAGGCAUGUUGUAUAAUAAUUUAAAGCACAUUUCUCAAAUAAUAUUUAAUGAUAUUUAAGUUAUUAACAUUUUGACUUUAUCUGCCAUAAAUCCUGGCGAACAUAAAGCACAGAAUCCGUGGCAUGUUUUCUUUUCUGUGAGCUCAGUCAAGUUCAUGGCAGGAUGUCAAUGUUCUCCCUCCAAUGUGUCUACAGUAUUGUGAGGUCCUUUUGGGGAUCAUCAGAGUGAAACAUUUCUGUAUUCUUGUGAAUCAUCACUCCUGUAUGUCAAAGGUCUGCUGUGUAGUGUGGUUGAAGUUAAUGUUAUUUAAUGACUAUGGAAUUUUCAAAAAAAAAAAAAGAAAUAUAGGACUCUAAGCUA